UUUGCCGCAGCGAUUGUGAAUAAGGUAGUUGGAGGAAGAGCAAUCCGUUAGUUAAAGGAAUUCUUAAAUACGGUAGACUAAAGCAUUUCUCAGCUUGAAGGAUGUGAAGAGUUUGUGUUUGUGUUGAAAAAAAAGGUUUUUUUCACACCUAUGAAUGAUAAAAUUGGAAAGAAUAAUAAAAAUUAUCGUUAAACAACAAUUAUUUAAAAAAGCGCAAAUUUAUAGCAGUCUUAAAUUUAAACAAAAAUUUAUUUGUAGAAAGUAAGUUUGUGUAUUUUUGGUGAAGAAUAAAUUUGUUUAUCGACGUCGGAAAAUGAAGCUGUUAAUGUUGAAGAAGUGAAUUGUUGUUUAUAAGCUGAUGGUUUUGCUACUUUUUGAGCAGAAGUGUUUAUAUUUAAACAAGUAUUUGCAAGUUGGAAGUAUUAAAACACAUAUAAAAAAUAUAUUUAGAUAAUCAAUAUAAUUCUUAAAAAUUUAAGCAAAUCAAGCAUAAAAAAAUAAAAAAAUUAAUGUAAAAAUUUUUAAAAUUGAGGAAUACAGUUAAAAAAAAAAGAUAAAAUAAAUAAAGAUUCAGUGUUUUGAGUGCAAAUAAGUCGAAGUAAUAAAAAAAUAUUGAAAAAUUGUUAUGCAAAAAUGAAAAUAACUUACAACCAAUGUAUUAAGCGGUUCACCACUGACCGCGAAUUCGUUUCGUAAUUUCAUAAAACCUAAAAACAUUUACAUAAUUUAAGAAACAACAAUAAUAAAUACAUAUAAAAUUGCUUUUCAUUUACUUGAAUCAGAAGGCAAAACUAAUAAAAUACUCAACAUUCAACACUGAGAAAAGUGUAAAAAUUUCCGUCUUCACGGCAGCGUACGAUUGCCAAGGUUAAGUGCUGUGAAGUGGAGCUCUCAGAGGCUUAAGGAAAAUAUUCAGCAGUGUCGGUAUGUUUCUUACUAUGCAAAUACUACAAGGUGCUGUUGAGUUAUUUUCAGCAAAAAAAUCGUUUUUGAUUAAAAAAGAAUUAAUAUCUUCGAGGUGUUAAGAAAGUUGCGUGUGAAAGCUGCUUUUAUUUACAGUUACUGAAUUCAUAAUUUAUGCACAACAACAAGGAGUACGAAAAGUUGAGCUUUUUAUUGACGUCAAGUAACAAUCUGCAAUCAGCCAGUGUAAUAAAGUGAACAAAUCUCAUGCUUAACCCCUUUCAUACAUAAUUUGCAUAAUAAUGUCUGCGGAAUGUUUUUUAUCGCGACUUCAAUUGCUGUUUGUGAAAGUUUAGCCUGCUGAAGUGUUGGCUGAUUUUCGCACAUACCAGAAUACAGAAUAACAGCAAAUAGUAAAACCAAAAACGCAAAACUUUAACACAACAAGCGCCCAAAGAGCAUACAGGAUUUUACAUAUGUCCCUAAGCCGCGUACAAAUUUUAAAAGUAUGAGUGCGUUGAGGUAAAAGGUGAUACAGACAAAAAUAGCUAAUAACAAGAUAUAAAUUCACCAGAAACCAGAAAGGUACAAGGCAACAACAACAAAUAUAAAGCAAAGCAAAGUGUGAUUGUGUAAAUCAUGUCCAACGAAAAGGCGACAAAACAAAAUCUAGAAGGAAAAUUCAUCAUAAUACACGCGCCCACUUAAAAAGCAGAAAGCCAAAUGUUAAACAAAUAAACAGGGAUUCACGUAUACUUACAUAUGCGGAAAUUUCUACGGCACUAAAAUGCUCGAUUCACACAUGCCACCAACGACAGCAGUGAGUGAUUUUGAAAGCAUAGAGCCCUACAAGGUCAACACUUCUAAUGAAAUCGAGAGCAGUGGUGGUGGGGGCGGUAGAGGCGAGUUGGAUGUCAUCAUCGCUAGUGAAACUAGUCGAGCUGCUUUCGGCGGCUUCGCGGAAAACCUACAAUUGCUGCAAUCAAUCACUGCUACUCUAUGGCAUAAAUAACUGUAGUAUGAAUAUUUACAGUGGAAUUAACGAUACAAUGGUUGAAUCUCUCCAUAGUGGAUGCCAUGGUAUCCAGUCUCAAUGUGACGUUCAAUUAUAUUUACAUGCUGGACAACGAUUGGCCUUUUGGUGAACUAUAUUGCAAAAUAUUGCAAUUUAUAGCGACGUUGAGCAUAAGCGCUUGGGUGUUUACACUAAUGGCGAUAUCCAUCGACAGGUAUGUUGCCAUUAUGAAGCCGUUGAAAACAUGCAUGAGUAAGCGGUGCAAUCUGGGCAUUGCCGCCUUCAUUUGGAUAACCUCAAUUGCGAUUUCAUGCCCCAUGUUGUUCUUCUUUACAACCGGCGAAGUCGAACUGAAGGAUGGUACCCGAAUUGUAUGCUACGCCGAGUGGCCUGAUGGUCCCACGAAUCAUUCGCAACAGGAAAAUGUUUACAAUACCAUUUUCAUGAUUCUCACGUAUAUACUGUCCAUCAUUUCGAUGACGGUCACUUAUUCACGAGUCGGCAUUGAACUUUGGGACUCAAAGACGAUUGGAGAGUAUACGCCCAGACACGUGGAGAAUGUUCGAAAGUCACAUCAUGUUAUCCGGCGCUGACACAGACUCCUUUCAUUCAGGAAGUCUAUUUAGGCAUCUAUUGGCUGGCCAUGAGUAACUCCAUGCACAAUCCGAUUAUCCACUGCUGGAGGAA
Messenger RNA from Bactrocera neohumeralis, 2605 nucleotides. Its product is annotated as tachykinin-like peptides receptor 99D. Gene Ontology annotation, cellular component: plasma membrane. Gene Ontology annotation, molecular function: tachykinin receptor activity. Lineage: Eukaryota; Metazoa; Arthropoda; Insecta; Diptera; Tephritidae. The transcript is spliced from 6 exons. The coding region runs from base 1981 to 2511 and encodes 176 amino acids. Gene Ontology annotation, biological process: G protein-coupled receptor signaling pathway. The record is from RefSeq and is a predicted model, not a curated record.